Molecule: messenger RNA, 486 nt
Organism: Haemonchus placei
Lineage: Eukaryota; Metazoa; Nematoda; Chromadorea; Rhabditida; Trichostrongylidae
Source: the annotation of a GenBank genome assembly
UCGACGGCUGCAAAAAUCUUCAACGUCUACCCAAAGAAGGGUCGAAUAGCUGUCGGGUCAGAUGCUGAUCUAGUGAUUUGGAACCCAGAAGCAACCCGGACAAUCUCGAAAAACACUCAUCAUCAGGCUGUCGAUUUCAACAUUUUCGAGGGAAUGCUAGUUCACGGAGUCGCUGAAACUACAAUUUCACGAGGAAAAGUGGUAUGGUCCGAUAACAAGCUGACAGUGGAAGCUGGCGCUGGUCGAUUUGUCCCACUGGCACCAUUUGCUCCAAUAGCAUUUGCCACGACAGCACAGCGAGCAAAGGCAAUGGCUCCACGAGUCGUGGAUAGAACCGGCACUGCCGACCAAAAGAUUGACCAUGUGAAGCCUGUUGCCGUGCCAUCGCCAUUAUCCGCAACCCAUAAUGGGAGUAUGAAUGGCAACAACGUCAACAGCACCCGGAGACCGCCACCUGGAGGAGCUAGUAGUAUUCAACUUUAUUGA